AUGCAACUGGGACUUAUCUUCUAUUUCUGGAUCCUCCUCCGCGCAUUCCGCCUUUGCCAACUCCUAAUAGCCUUUUGCACUAGGAGAAAGCAGCGUCGCGGAGCACCAUCUACAAAACAAGCCGGAGGGACCAUCAUCCCCAGAAUUCGUCAUUUUCUCAACCAGCACGACCGCAUCGCAAGGGUGAUCCUCGUCGAGUUCCAAGAAGCCCAAUGCUUCUUCAUGAUGGCCUCGCAAGCCGCAAUCCUGCUCGCUAAGAAGUCAAGUUCCAUCUUCGAAUCCAACACCAUGCCCUCCCUCUGGGCAAACAACGGGAUCGCAGGGAUAGUUUCUAGCGCCGGGAUCUUGCCGGUUGUCAUGGGCAUGUGGAGUCUCCACAAGAUGCACACAGCAGAGCCCUGGAUUUUUGCCUUGUCUGUUGCGAGCGUCAUCGUGUCGGAAGUCGCGCUGUACUGGGCGCAUGAGACUCCAUCGGUGGAUCAACUUAGUGCGUUUGACUAUGACAGAUGGCCGCAGAGCUGUGGUGGGUAUGCGCCGCCAUUGAUCUACUGUACGGAUCAGAAGGAGAAUUACUACCUAAGGGUUCCGCUCGCCUUUGUCUGGCAGGUGCUCAAUCCGUAUUGUUUGGCUGUGUUUGUGCUGAAUGCCAUCUUCUGGGCUUGGCCGUAUGUCGUCAUGCUGGUGGAUAGUGAGGGGCUUUGUCAAAGGACUUUCGUUCGUCUCGGUCUCCGCAGUUUCCAGUCAAAAGUUCGACGACUACUCGCUUCGACUUGGGGCAUCUGGAUCAACAGGCUACCCAGUCUGCUCACAUUCGGUGUGGAAUCGCUCUUUCUCGUGGCUGUCGUUCUAGAGGCUGUGUGUUUUGGCGAGUUUGAAUACCUCAAGGUGAUCGACUUUUCGGCCUGGGGGUUUGGUCAGAUUGUGGCAAUGACCAUCUGGUUCCCCGUGGUCAGCAAAUAUGCCUAUCUUGUCUUUUUUGGCACCGAGUCUUACUCACGCGCUCGCAUGCCGGAGUCUGAUGACACUGAAAAGGAUAAAAAGGAAACUAACAUAAACGCCAAUGAUGUUGAAACACCCCCUCUGCAGUCCUCCGAUGUUAUCGAGCACAAAGCCCAAGACGGGCAUGAAGCGGGCCAGCGAUGA
Molecule: messenger RNA, 1143 nt
Organism: Penicillium atrosanguineum
Lineage: Eukaryota; Fungi; Ascomycota; Eurotiomycetes; Eurotiales; Aspergillaceae
Exons: 2
Coding region: 1-1143 (380 amino acids)
Source: RefSeq, a predicted model, not a curated record